AUGACGUCUCGCCGCGGCGCAAGCGGCCGCCGCUCGGAGCACAGCCACUGGAAGUCCCGACGCUUCGGCACCAGCCGCAGCAGCAGCAGCAGCGCCCGCUGUGGCCACGCGGUCUCGUUCCGCGACGAGGGCUACAACGACCACGAGAGCGUCUGCAUCGCCGAAGACGUCGCCGGCAUCGCCGGCUUUCGCACGCCGAGCCAAAUAGGGUUCCACGGCGUCGUCAAGCAGCGCUACGACGACUUUCUCGUGCACGAGCUCCGCGCGCGCUCCCGCGUGCCAGUGGUGCUCCAGCACGUGGUCAAGAAGCGGCCGCACGUGGUGCAGGUCGUUCGCGAGCGCGUGCUGGCGUGUGUGCUGGAUCGAAAGGACGCUCAGGGCUUGGAGACGGAUGGCGCGGGGCAGCUUGACGUGGACAAGCAGCUCCACGAGACCCUGCGCCAAGUGACGGGGAAACUGCAGCAGACGUUGCUCCAGCAGCAGAUUGACAGCCAACAGGCGCACGAAGCGUACCAUUUGCGGCAACUGGUGCUGCUGGUGUCGAAAGAGAUUGGCGUGAAAAAAGGCAAAGAGUUUGAGCAGUUUCUCAAGCGCGUCGAGCAGGCGCAAGAGGCGUUUGAACGCAAGCAGCGCGAGAAACGAGCGGACACGGACCUCACGGCUGCCGCGACAGCUGCAGCAGAGGGCUUGACGUUCUAUCUGGGUGGACUGAACGACAAGGCCGACCGCGUGUUUAUUCAUGAGACCAUGAGGAGGUACGGAAGGACGCGGAUUGUGGGCGACACGCUCAAUAUCGGCAGCGAUACGGCUGUUAUCCGUGUGCGACCUCGAUUUGCCGUUCAGCUGUUGCCGGGGGAGAGGGACGAGAAACGAGACUGGCCGGUCGGACAGCCGGACUACUUGCAGUUUACGCUGUACAAGCGCAACAAGGAAACAACAGCUGUGAUCAGUCAGCUCGCAUCCAUGUUGAAGGUACUUCCGAAGGUGUUCUCGUAUGCCGAGGUGAAGGAUAAGCGUGGAGUCACGACGCAGCUUUGCACGAUGUAUCGCGUACGUAAAAGUCGUGCACAGCUUUUGCUCCGGCCUAGUAGUUCGAGGAAACUGGAAGACCAGCCGUUUCUAGUGGGUGACUUGCGUUACGUGCCACGGAUGGUUGAGCUUGGCGACUGCGCUGGCAACCGCAUUGCCAUGGUGAUCCGAUCGUUGCCAGACGAAAACAAGCUGUCGAAGGACGAUGUGGGCCAAGCAGUGCGCAGCUGGGAAACGUGCGGGUUUAUCAACUUUUUCGGCUUACAGCGUUUCGGCCACUCCAGCACUUCGUAUCACUUACUUGGACGCGCAGUGCUGCGCAAGGACUACAAAUUGGCUGUAUUGUUGGUACUUCGCCCGCAGGAAGGUGAAGCUAGUAAGAUCCGCGCUGUCAGAGAAAACUUUCGCCAGCACAAAGAUGUGGCAGCAGCCCUGCGAUUGCUCCCGCCGUUCUUGGUCCCAGAGCGGGCGGUCCUUGAAGGUCUCCAACAGCAUGGCAUGGACGCGCACAAACUAGCAUUCAACAACAUUCCGAAGCCACUUCGUGUGUCGUUCGUCGAGGCGUAUCGGUACUUCGUGUGGAAUGAGAUGGCGAGUAUGCGCAUGUCGAAGCUUUCAUCGACGUCAGCGGUUGUUGGCGACAUUGUCUUUGCGAAGGAGAUCGGCCCGAGAAUGCCACAAGCCCAUGGCGACACAAGUGAACCGACGAAGAAGCGCCAACGGACUGAAAAGAGUCUGACGCGACGACGUGGUCAGGAGAUUGUGGAACUCACUGCGAAUAACGUGGACCAGUACUCGAUCGAGGAUGUGGUGCUGCCACUACCAGGACACGCGAUCAAGUACCCCACGAACGAAAUUGGUGCUGCGUAUCGGAAAAUGCUUACGACAGACGGUAUCGAUUUGAACGCGCAUUUCGGUGCGGACGGAAGUCAAGAAUACUUGCUAGACGGAUCGUAUCGCCACGUGGUGAAAAAGCCCACUCGUGUAUCGUUCCGGUUGGAGCGCUACACGGAUCCGACAAAGCCUCUAUUGUUGAACGACGUUGACGCCUUGCUUGCAGAAUCUUCUGCAUCUUCGCACGGUAUCGUCACUCCUGAGACCACAGCAGACAAGUUGUCGCAAGAGCAGACAGAAGAUGGACUACACCGCGCAUUAGUGCUUGAAUUCGAUCUAGACUACGAUGUGGACGCGAUGAGUGCUAUUCGCGAGCUGAUGAAGCAGAGCGGCAGUGCGCAUGUCCAUUGGAAGACGUCUAACUCUCACACAACAAGGGGCGAAGCCACACAAACCAGCGGCGGUCCGUCCAAUACCGACUCUGGGUCGAGUGGUGUUAGAGCUACUACGUCGAGUACGAAAUCGGGUCGAGGUGACGCACGCAAGAUCAUUAAAGCUCAGAAAACGACUCAAGUGGCCAUCGGCCGCCCAGGGUUCAGCCUUGGCAGGUCAUAG
Messenger RNA from Hyaloperonospora brassicae, 2478 nucleotides. Lineage: Eukaryota; Oomycota; Peronosporomycetes; Peronosporales; Peronosporaceae. The record is from the annotation of a GenBank genome assembly.